AUGAAGAAUGACCCAUCCACAGCUGCAGCCCCACUUAGGGGGGUCGGGGGUGCCCUAAGCAGCAGCGAAACGGUGCGCGUCGUCCCGUCACCAGCGGCGGCCGAGGCUCUUCUGGAGGAGGCGGCCGACCACCUAGUGGUGCACCGGGACUUCCGGGAGGCGCUGCACACCUGCGUGCGAGCCGGCCAGAGCCUGAGCAACUACGCCCUGGCUGACGGGCCUGUGGGCACUUCCUUAGAAGUGAAAUGCUCCCUGUGUGUUGUGGGGAUCCAGGCCCUGGCAGAAAUGGAUCGGUGGCGGGAAGUUAUUUCCUGGGUUCUUCAGUAUUACCAGGUCCCUGAAAAGCUACCCCCCAAAGUCCUGGAGCUGUGUGUUCUUUUAUACAGCAAAAUGCAAGAGCCUGGAGCCAUGCUGGAAGCGGCCAGUGCCUGGAUCCAAGACCCAGACAAUCAGGGCCUUCCAGAAUACAGAGCCUUGGCAGAACUUUACCUGCAGCAGGUGCUGCUGCCUCUGGGCUGCUUGUCGGAGGCUGAGGAGCUAGUGGUGGGCUCUGCAGCCUUCAGUGAGGAGCAGCAGCUGGAUGUACUCCAGGUCAUCAGCAUAGCAAGGCAACAGCAGAAACAUGAACACUCUGACUCUGAGGAGGACCAGAAGCUCACCCAGGACGACUCCUCCCACAAGUUUCUGUCACUACUGAUGUUGCUUCGCCGGCUUUGGGACUCUGCAGUGAGCCACUUCUUUUCCCUGCCCUUCAAAAAGAGCCUCCUGGCCACCUUGAUUCUCUGCCUCUUGGUGGUGAGGCUUGAUCCAGCAUCUCCUUCCUCCCUGCCCUUCCUCUGCAAGCUGGCUCAGCUCUUCCAUUGGAUCCGGGAGGCUGUGUUUUCUUCUGUCUACUAG
Molecule: messenger RNA, 897 nt
Organism: Pipistrellus nathusii (Nathusius's pipistrelle)
Lineage: Eukaryota; Metazoa; Chordata; Mammalia; Chiroptera; Vespertilionidae
Source: the annotation of a GenBank genome assembly